CAAUUAUACACGCUGAUACACAUGUCUAAACUAAACCUCCAAAGCCAUCCUCCGAAGCUGCAACCCCUCCAGCCAAUCAACAGCUUUUAAAACCCCUAAACCCCAAGUUGAACCAUAUAGUGCUUUUCUUUUCUUUUCUUUUCUUUUCCCAGUAAUUUUCAUCAUUGAUGGGGAGUUGAAGCCAAAACCAUCAAAGCCCUCUUCUCUGUUUUUCACAAUUCUACUGAGAGAUCAAGCAGAUGAUAUACUAACGCGGAUAUGACUCUCUCCUUUUCUCCUUCUGUCAAGAGAUAUUGUUCGUACGGUGCACGCCAGGUGUUUGAUGUUUGUCUUGUGAGGUCGUUUGAAGCUUGUUUUGUCACUUGCGUUUCUGGGUUGAACUUUGAAUCAAAUCCACAUAUUGGGUAUCACUAAGCCAUUCUUUCAUUUUUAUAAACCUCUCAUUCUCUCCUUGUUAAUGAAUUUUUCUUCAUACUGUCUUGUUAGCUAAGUUGAGUUUUCAAAUUUUAUGGUAUCCUUGUUUAUAUGGAUUCUUUUCUAUAACUUUUCUUGACCCACAUCAUGAUCAUACUGUAUGAUGGCUAUAAUCAAUGGUCUUUGUAAAACUAUAGUCCUCGAUUCUUUCUCAAGGUAUUAUAUAAGCAAAGAACACUGCAAUACAGUUUUCAAGAGUUUCCUAUGUAGCCAAUUUCUCCAUACAAGAAACUUUUUUAACAACCAAACUAAGCUAACUCAAUCCUUUGCCGAUAAAUCACACAUUGAUAAAGUCUCUCUUUACCUUCAACGUGCGAAACUCAUUGAUUCAAUUCGACUUGCUCUCCGGUCGAAUGCUCCGAGGUCACUAAUCCCCCUUUUGAAAGAUCCCUCUCUAGAUUGCUUUGUAGUCACCAAUGCACUUCGAUCUGCUCCGUCCCCGGACUCUGCCCUCUCCCUCAUUGAAACCUUGAAAACUGUUCCACAUUUCACACAUAAUCAAAAUACACUCUAUGCGCUGGCCAAAAUCCUCGCAAAGUCCCAACAAAUUGCAAAACUCAAAACCCUCAUUGAUGCCAUCAAUUCUGGAAAAUUCCCAAAUGUUGCACGAGUCAGUUUCAUGGACCGAAUGCGGUGGUAUGCUGCUGCGGGAGACCUUGACUCAGUUCUUUGUGUUUGGGACGAGUGGAGAGCCUUGCAGAAGCGUCCCUGCACUGAGUCUUACAACAUUGUAAUGGGCCUUUAUGCACAUAUCAGUAAGAAUCUUGAAGCAGUGAAGAUUUUCUAUAUGAUGAUUGAUGAAGGACUGGUUCCUACUUCUAGAACAUAUACAGUUAUGAUCGAGCAUCUUUUGAAAGCGGGAAAAUUAGAUUCAGCAAAGCAAAUUUUUGGUAUAUUGCCAUUGAUGAGGAUCAAAUGCACUCUGAGGCAGUAUUCUCUUUUGGUGGGGGCAUUCACCGGUACUGAACAAUUCGAUGUGGUUAUGAGUUUACUAAAUGAGAUGCGGAUUAAUGGAGUAUUGCCUGGUCGGGCUAUGCAAUGGUCAUUGCAGCGAAUGCGGGAGGCGGGAUUUCUUGAGGAGACGGAUGAGUUUGUUAAAGAAAUGUCACCAGAUGAAAGAAUCAAGAGUGUAGGAGUGCCUAUGGAUGAUGAUGAUGAUGAUGAUUAUGAUAAUGAUUGUGAUAAAGCUGACCACACUGAUCGUGAUGUUGAUGUGAAUGAAGUUCAGUUAAAACCAUGGUUGGACCCAGUUGCUUUGGCAAGUGCCUUGCAUUAUUGGGGACCUGAAGAGGUAUCAGCAUUGGAAGAUGCGAAAUUUGUGUGGACAACUCGGUUGGUCUACAAGAUGAUCAGAAAUUUCAAUUCAGCCAAAACAGCAUGGCACUUUUUCUCUUGGGUUGCCAAUCAGCCAGGUUUCACUCAUGAUGUUUACACAACAUCAAGGAUGGUUGCCAAGUUAGCACGCCAUGGAUGUGUCGAUUUAGUUGAUCAACUCAUGUCUAAGUUAAAGAGGGAACAAAUUGUAUUGUCAUUUAGCACAAUUAGAUUGAUUAUUGACUCUUAUGGGAUUUUGGGUAAUGGCCAUGCUGCUCUAAAUGUCUUUCGUGAUGUCAAAAUACCAUGUGACCCCAUAUCAAAAAAUAGUCUCUCGCUUUUAUAUUCAUCUUUAUUGCGGGCAUUGGCCAAGUGUAAAAUGAAUUCUGAUGUCUUAAAUGUACUUGAUGAGAUGAUUUUGGCUGGUAUUCUACCAGAUAUCCAAACAUUCUCUGGGUUGAUGCAUCAUUUUGCACUUCAGGGAGAUCUUAAAACGGUGCAGAGACUCUUUGGCAUGGUCAGGCAGAGUGGUGUAGAGCCUGAUGCUUAUAUGUUUAAGGUACUUAUUCGUGCUUAUUGCAAGUGUGAAAGAGCUGUUCUUGCAUUGAGGGUUUUUGAAGAUAUGAUGAACUCCAAUUUGAUGCCCGAUGCUGCCACAAAACAAUUGCUCGUGAAGAGUCUUUGGAAGGAAGGUAAGCUCAGAGAGGCAGCUUCUGUAGAAGAGAGAAGUGAGGAGAUAAAUUAUGUUCUUCCACUAGCUUUGCGUGGUCAUUUGUAUACUGUGAGCUCUGCAGAUCUCACAAGAGUUUGCAACAUUUAUUCAAACAGCUUUACAACAACCAAUUGUUAGAAUAUUAAAUGGAUUUCUAUAGCGGAACUAUAAGUCUAUAACGAGCUGAAAUGCUGAUAUUUUUAUAUUUAUUGCAAGUUGAGUUUGUCCUGUUUUCUUCAUGAAUCUCUAAUUAUGAAUGGAAAUUUUUAGUUUAUAAUUC
Camellia sinensis is the source of this 2780-nucleotide messenger RNA. RefSeq names its product Tetratricopeptide repeat (TPR)-like superfamily protein. The record is from RefSeq and is a predicted model, not a curated record. Lineage: Eukaryota; Viridiplantae; Streptophyta; Magnoliopsida; Ericales; Theaceae. Gene Ontology annotation, molecular function: protein binding.